AUGGUGAAGUCAAAGUCCAAACCAAAAAGGACAGAAUAUCCAAGUCUUUUGUUUUAUGGAUCUGCAAUUUAUGAUUUUUUAUCACCUUUUAAAAGAGCUCAAAAUCAAUGGGCAGCUCGUUAUAUAGUUGUUAUAUUUGCUAUAAUAAUAAGAUCAGCUAUUGGAUUUGGUUCAUAUUCAGGCCAUGCUAUACCACCUAUGUUUGGUGAUUUUGAAGCUCAAAGACAUUGGCUAGAGAUCACACAACACUUACCAAUAAGUCAAUGGUAUUGGUAUGAUUUACAAUAUUGGGGGUUAGAUUAUCCACCAUUAACUGCAUAUCAUUCAUGGAUCUUGGGGAAAUUGGGUUCAUUGAUUAAUCCUGAGUGGUUUGUACUAGAUCUUUCAAGAGGUUUAGAAAAUCAAGAAUUAAAAUCAUUCAUGAGAUUCACAGUUAUAUUAAGUGAAAUUAUUAUUUUCAUUCCUGCAGUUUUCAGAUUUACAAGAUGGAAUGGUAAACAUAUUAAACAAUCACCAAUUGAUCAAACCAUCGCUGCUUCAAUGAUCCUUUUCCAACCUUCAUUAAUGGUUAUAGACCAUGGUCAUUUCCAAUAUAAUUCAGUAAUGUUGGGAUUUACAUUAUUAUCAAUUGUUCAUCUUUUUUAUGAAAAUUAUUUAUUUGCAUCAAUUUUUUUCGUUUGUUCAUUAGGUUUUAAACAAAUGUCACUAUAUUAUUCACCAAUUAUUUUCUUUUAUCUAUUAUCAAGAUGCUUUAAUCAUACAGAUUCAAAUUUACCAUGGAUUCAAAGAAUAAAUUUCUUAAGAUUAAUACUUAUUGGUAUAACAACAAUUUUAUCAUUUGUGGUACUUUUCGGUCCUUUGGUAUUAUUUGGUGAUUUCCAAAACUUAUUACAAUCAAUCAAUAGAAUUUUCCCAUUUGAUAGAGGUAUUUUUGAAGAUAAAGUUGCAAAUUUUUGGUGUUUUGGUAAUAUUUUCAUAAAAUUCCGUACAUUUUUAACUCAACAACAAUUAUCAUUAAUAGCAUUAUCAUUAACUACAUUAUCAUUCUUACCAGCUUGUAUAAUUAUUUUAUUAUAUCCAAGAAAAUGCUUAUUACCAUGGUCAUUAAGUGCAUGUUCUUUAGGUUUCUUCCUUUUCAGUUUCCAAGUUCAUGAAAAAUCAAUCUUGGUUCCAUUAUUACCAAUCACUUUAUUAUACUCAACAAAGAAUACAGAUGAAAUAGCAAUGGUUUCAUGGAUAAAUAACAUUGCUUUAUUUAGUUUAUGGCCAUUAUUGAAAAAAGAUGGAUUAAUGAUUCAAUACGGUGCUUUAUUCUUAUUAUCAAAUUGGUUAUUUGGUAAUUUAAGUUUUAUAACCCCAAGAUUUUUACCAAAUUUCUUGACACCAGGUCCUUCAAUUUCUGUUAUUGAUGGUGAUUUAAAAAAAAGACAUGGUUUACCUUCAAGUCUAUUAUGGAGAUUGAUCAUUUUAUUAUCUUAUACAGGUAUUGCUGUGAUACAUUUUGUUGAUUUAUUUGUUAAACCACCUUCUCAAUAUCCUGACUUAUGGGUGUUAGCUAAUGUUUCAUUAUCAUUUGGUUGCUUUGGAUUGUUUUGGUUAUGGAUUUAUUAUAAAUUAAUUGUUCUAAGAGAUGUUGCGCAUUGA
Hansenula ciferrii is the source of this 1644-nucleotide messenger RNA. RefSeq names its product dolichyl-P-Glc:Man(9)GlcNAc(2)-PP-dolichol alpha-1,3-glucosyltransferase (gene ALG6). The transcript has a single exon. The record is from RefSeq and is a predicted model, not a curated record. Bases 1 to 1644 code for a protein of 547 amino acids. Gene Ontology annotation, biological process: protein N-linked glycosylation. Gene Ontology annotation, molecular function: dolichyl pyrophosphate Man9GlcNAc2 alpha-1,3-glucosyltransferase activity. Lineage: Eukaryota; Fungi; Ascomycota; Saccharomycetes; Phaffomycetales; Wickerhamomycetaceae. Gene Ontology annotation, cellular component: endoplasmic reticulum membrane.